CGUUUGCUUUCGGCUGUUUGCGUGAAGUUCACGUGCAAAUUAAACGUGUCGGAAACAACAAACUCCCCACUUAAAAAGAGUGACAGGGCGGUAAACAAAAGGUUGAAGGGAUGUUUUUUUUUAACGCUCUCUGGGGAGGUGUGGUCAAGGCUUCAGCUCCGAGUUUUACGUAACGAGAGCAAACGUGACCACGUUGAGCGACGCUCGCAGCCAGCGGCGCAAAGUGACUCAGGCGUCCGAAGCGCAGCUGAACGUCUCGCUUCUCCGUUUUUCUACAUAGCGAAGGUCUGAAAUCACCAGGGAGGGCGUCCCGGUGUGUGCGCGAGGAGAGCAGCUGGUCCUCCCGGCUUCUUCUUCUUCUUUUUUUUUUGUUUUUGUUUUGGAGUGGAUGGGAAGGAGAGCCCAGGCUACAAGUGCAGCCUUGAGGCGAAGGAUGUGAAGGAGGGAACAAGGAUGUGCUCUACGGAAAGCAAGCCGACGUCGCCGGACCCCGCGCUCCUCCUGGAGCUGAAGACCAGGCGGCCUCCGUCGCUGCUGGACCUGGCGGGAUGCGAGACGUGGAGCGUGGACUUCUCCCCGGACGGAGCCUGGUUCGCCUGGUCGAUGGGACACGGCAUCGUGUGGGUGGUCGCCUGGCCUCUCGACUCCGAAGAGGGCCAGGAUGGAGAGACGGACCGAGCGGACAAGAGCUUCAGCUGUGGCCACCCGGUGUGGGGGCUGGCCUUCGGACCCAGGCCCCCCAGAUCAGCGGCGGCGGCACCUCCGACUAAACCGGCCCAAGGAUCGAAGGGGAAAAGCACCCUGCUCCUGGCCACCGGCCUGGAGAACGGGGUGAUCAAGGUCUGGAACGUGUUGACAGGCAACGCCGUUUUUGAUCUCCACGGCCACGAGGGAGUCGUCAGGAAUCUGUUCUUUCCACAGAACGGCUCCCUCACGCUCGUCUCGUCUUCUCGGGACAAGACGUUGAGGGUUUGGGACCUGGCUCGCAAAGGUAAAAACGUGCAGGUGCUCUCUGGCCACAAAGACUGGAUCAGCUGCUGCUGCGUCUCGUCCGACUGCAGCAUGAUCGCCUCCGUUGGCAGGUUUGACAGAAUGGUGUGCCUGUGGAGUCUGCGCUCGUACACGUUUAUCAGGAACCUGACGGGGGGGACCAACAAGAAGCUGUGCCUCCUGUCCUCCUGCGACUUCUCUCCAGACGGAGCGGUUCUCGCCACCGCGGCCUUCAGCGGCUCCAGCUGGUGGAUCGACCUUUGGGAUCCCUACACCGCCGAGAAACUGGCCACUCUGGCGGAUUACUUUGAAGAUUACGGGCAAAACCAGAUAUCUGCAAUACAGUUCUCCCCGGAUGGUCUGCAUUUGGCAAUUGUGACCGAUGACAGAGCUCUGAGGAUCUGGGAGCCCGGAGAGAGACAUAUGGCAAUGCAGACGAAGAGAGACAGAGACUCCAGUGGCCUGUGCUGCAACUACCAUCCACAAGGGGGCGUGAUUGCAACAGGGACCAGGGACGGCCACGUGAGGUUCUGGAGGACGCCCAGGACGGUCCCCAGCUUGUGCCACCUGUGCCGCUCCAUCAUGCGUCACUCUGUCUCCACGCACCAGAUCGAGGCGCUGCCGCUCCCCAAAAGGAUCCUCGAGUACCUCACCUACAGGAACAUCCCCGAGCGCCUCAAGACCUGCUGCUCGUCAGACGAAGAGGACUGGGAGAGUUAA
This is a messenger RNA of Fundulus heteroclitus (mummichog), 1710 nucleotides long. RefSeq names its product WD repeat and SOCS box containing 2 (gene wsb2). Bases 454 to 1710 code for a protein of 418 amino acids. Gene Ontology annotation, biological process: intracellular signal transduction. NCBI's taxonomy places the organism in Eukaryota, Metazoa, Chordata, Actinopteri, Cyprinodontiformes, Fundulidae. Gene Ontology annotation, molecular function: protein binding. The record is from RefSeq and is a predicted model, not a curated record. The transcript has 9 exons.